AACAAUGGGCUCGUCGUUCACAGAGUAGGUACAUGCUCAGCUGCAUGUCUCUGAUGGGGACGAGGAUAUUCAAAGCCUGCCCUUGACUAACGCAACAUGAUUUCAGCAAUGUAUGCACAUUGCAAUCAUAUAGGAACAUAUCUGUGAUUGCCACCUUAUUUUGAUCAUCACUGAAGCAACUUAAAGAAAAAAAUUAUGGGAAGCUUUGGAGAACAGGCUCUACCUGGAACAUUUUUCAUUCUGUUUGCACUGUGGUAUGUUGUACAGACCUUCUGCCGUUAUUUCAGCUGCAAGCAACGUAGUGCUUGCUUUGCAUCUACAGUGGCUUUCUCAAGUGACUGCCUUUGUGGCCGACUGAAAAUUUUGCCUAUGGAAACUUUUGUCAAGAUUUCUUUAGUGACUAUAGUAUUUUCAGGAGAAGUCAUCACUGGUUUUAGUAAUAGAACUUUGUCAUCUCUUGGCCAUUCACAAUGUGCUACAAUGUCAUUUUACUUUGGAAUUACUGCAGUUGUUGAUCUGCUUGUAUUCUAUAAUUUUCCUGUGCCACCUGAUAUUGAUUAUGUCAGCAAUAUUUUAGCCCUUUUUGCUGAAUGGCUAUUAUUUCAUUUUCGUUUUUAUGAACAAACAGAAUUAAACAUUUUACUCCAUACCUUACUUAAAUGUAUCAUCAUGGCAAAUAUAGCUGCUAUUGCUAUGGAAAUGUAUUAUCGUCACAGUCUUUUUGGACCACUAGGACGUUCAUACUUUCUGCUGCUUCAAGGGACGUGGCUGUGGCAAGUUGGUUUUAUUCUUUACAACCCCACUUCUGGACCAAAACCUUGGAAAGAAGAUGACCAAACUGAGUUAUCAACUGCAAGCCUAUUCUUCAUCUGGCACUGUGGUGUGGAUUUUAUCAUUAUUUUGCUAACUGGAGCAACAGUUGCCUGCUGUUACCAUCACAAAGGUGUAAAUUUGCAGGAUGAUGGAUAUGGUGUGAUGCGCCUUUUACAUUCUGAUGAUAAUUGUGUCAAUGGCCAGUCCACUGUUACAAUGAAUAAUUAUGAUAUUGAAGAUGAUCUAGAAUUUCAGAGUACCAGUGACUAAUAAUAAUGUUUUUAAUAUUGAAGAUUACUGUUCCCUAAUGGGUCACAAUGAUUUUUUUAAAAAUAACACACACUAAAAUAAUGAAAACAGCAUAAUAAGAUUCUGCAUGUACUAUCAGUCAAAAGCAUAACAGAACAAGUGCUGCUUAAAUGAUGAUGAUGAUGCAUAUCUCAGCUUAAAGGUAAGGAAUUCUAGACAGCUGCAGCAACAAAGGGAAAUGUACCCACCAAAAGAAUGUAAUUCUAGGAACAGCAGCUUUUCUCUAGACUCUAGAGGAGCGGAGCAAACUAGAAGGAGAAUAGGCUUACAGAGUUGCAGAAAGAUAGGAUAUGUGCCUUCAAACUGGCAGAAAGCUAGAGUUGCAAUUUUGUACUGUAGACAAAAUUUCACUGUCAACCAAUGAAGUUCCCUGGGCAAAGAUGGUAUGUGCUCAUUCUUAGAUGACUGAUUAGCAACUUGGUAGAAAAACAUUUUAUAGUCAGUUAAAAAAAAAAUUCCAAUCAUAGAUAUGUUUCUGUAUGAUGCAUAUGCUUUAGUCACAGGCUAUCAUUGACAUCAUAUCAUACAUGAUUGAGAUGCAACUAUGCAGUUAGGACAUAAAGAGCUAUAAAAGGAAGAAUUUAUACAGACAUUUUUUUUCCUUUUAGCUCUCUCCCUUUAGCCAUUUUUCAGCAUCUUAUUGCAAGCUUUUGCUAUUUGAAAAUAAGUUUUAUAAGCAGAGUGGGUGUAUUGCAGUUCUUAUUUUGAUAUCGAUUUAUAAUUUCAACAUUAGGGAAGACAAGAUAUAAUUGCAUACAACUUUACCCUUGUACCUCUCAUUUGUGCAAUAUUAGUGCAUUUUGUGUUUUGUUUGUUGAUAGUGACCUAAUUUUCCAAAUAUCAAAACCAUGCAUCUCAGGUCUGCUUGCUUACUAUUUUUUUUUCACUUGCCUCACCUGUAAUUUGGAAGAUUCAAUAGUGCAAAAAGUACUUUUUCUUUUCUUGUUUCCACAGGUCAUACUUGUUAGACCAAGUUUUUCUUGAUUGUGAAGUGUUUUCUCCAUGUUUGGUGACUGCUCUUUCAAACUUUGUAUGAAUUACAUGUGUCUUAUCAUAUGUGUUUAAGUGUUUGAAUGGAAUGCAGCACUUUUUUGGUAAUAAUCUUGCCAUUUCAGUGUAUCUGUCCACAUAAUUGAGAUGUUUUUAGUGUGUAAAUGUUUUAUCGUAUACAUAUGAUAUGUAUAGUACCUUUGUAUAAUUUUUUUCUUAGCCUUUCUUUGUGGACUAGUGUUACAUAAUACCUUUAGAGACAGAUGACCUAAUUUUCAAGUUUUACUGAAAUAUAGAUAACCUGUAACUUUUGUAACUUUCUAGUUAUACAUCUGGAAGUGGGCUGUCAUAUAACUUUUGUUUUGUAAACUAAUCACAACUUUUAUAUUGCUUUGUUGUAAGUCUCCUUAUCUUCCUUUAAAAUGUUAUUCUCAAAAAGUGCCUUAGAUCUCCCAUAAAGGAAGUUCACAAGUUUUAUUCAUACAUUUGUUGCUCACUUUCGUUGCUCAUUUGACAUAAAAAGCAGAAGUGCAGGUUAGCUGAAGUUAGCAGAGGUGAACCCAGAUAUCACCAAAUGAGGUCCAUCCCAGUAGAUUUAGGUACACAGCCAAUAUUACUAAUAUUAUACGCAUUUUAUAGGGAAUCAUUUACACUGUGGCUGCAAAACCUAGCAUUAGUAGAGACCAAAGGAGAUACCAGCUGCGUUAAGUGUACAACAGCCUUAUUCGGUUAUGAUUCUUAGUUCACCUGAGGGUGGUGUGCGCUGAAUACACUCCAGUCACUCAGCUUUAUGGACACCCUGUUAAGUCCAUGUACAAUUUAACCUUCACUAUAGCCAAAGGGUUUACAAAUGCUUUUUCUGGGUUUUCUUCAGAAAUGAUCCAGUUCUGCUGACCCACCGCCCAAGAUAUACCUAAGUGGCGAGCCUCGUCCCUUUCUGUGACUAGCUAGCUUCCCCGACGACCGCUAUUUUCGGGCCAUCUUACAUGUAAAGAUGUUUUGUUGUUUGUUUGAAUGGAACACGUGUCAUUGACGAAAUGUAUGUCUGUGUGGUGUGCACUCGAAUCCUAACCCUGUGUCUCUGACAAAAAUCCAGAACAAAAAUUGUAAAUGACGAAGAAGUUAUACCGAUUGGGAACUGAAUGACGCACCGUAAAGAACACAUCAGAAUAAAAGAAGUGAUCGAGUUUUGUGCGCGGGGGGUCUGGGGUGGCACAACGCGAUCGUUAUAUAGCACACCCGACGAGCUCUUGGGUGAAAAUCCAAAUUGGAACUUCCGUCCUCGAUCGAGCGGUCCGGUGGCGCAACGGUUAGCGCUGUUAGCGCCUGUCACCAAUACAGUGAAGGUUGGCUGCCCUGAGUUCAUUUCUCGUCUCGGGCACGCUGAUCUUUCUCUGCACGUGGCAUCUGUUUACAGGGCUGGCUGCUUGCCGUAAUAUAGCCUUAGCUGCUGACACGGCGUAAAACACCAAUUUCCCCCCCCCCCCUCCCCGUCCUCGAUCUCCCCUGGAACAAGAAAGAGGAACGCUGACUAGUUAUAUAAUCUUUGGUGCCGCACAUGUUUAGAUAGGUAAAACAAAUUAGUCCAACUAUACGUGCAAUAAACAGGGGAAAGGGAGAUGAAAGGAAAGUGCUGGACAUGUGGUCACUUGAAGCGGGCUUCAACCGAUCGACAUCGGUGGCGGACUCUGGUUGAGGUCUUAUGUGCAACCUGACGCAUGAAGAGGACGUGUAGUAAUUGUAAAGUUAUCAACUUUAGUAAUACAUAUGUAACAGUCAGGCAGUCCUUUGAUGAUAGAAAUGAUUAUUUUAUUUUUAUAAAUGUUGACUGCAUGUUGCCAUUAGGAAAGGCGGAAAAAUAAGCAAGUUAUGACGUCACACGUGAAGCAUUUAUGGAUCUGUCGUUUUAUUUGUAACACAACGUUCGUUGCUGUUGUUUUGCAUGUUGUAUCUUCUGUUAAUUUUCUGAUUAAAACUGGCGUCAUUUUUUAAAAAAAAAGAAUACAUAAUUCUUUCUAAAAGAAGUAUAAACAGCACAUGUAACGAUAAUAUCCGAAAAACUCGAUGGCAAAAAAACAGUUUUUUCACUCUGAGCACCAAACUACUAUUUGGUGUGAAUGCAAAAUGGAUAAAGCGAUUACUAUUCCCUUUAUACGUUAAUAAAAUCUGCAUUGUGGACAAAUCGAGUAAAGGGGGAAGUAUAUAUAUAGAGUUCACGAAUCCUCCAUGCACUAUCUAGCUGUUGUAUUAUUGUAUAUUAUGUACUAUGUGUAUUACCCUGCUACUAUGGCACAUUUCCUUGUUUUUAAUUGUAACAAUAACGAAAAAGUCUGCUUAGUAUCCUGUUUAAUGACCAGAAACAGUCCUUAUAGUUUGUUAUGUUCGUUUAUCACUGUGUAAAACUGGAAUACAUGUAUCAUUCAAAUAAUUAAUGAGUUUUUAUGAA
Pomacea canaliculata is the source of this 4558-nucleotide messenger RNA. RefSeq names its product transmembrane protein 45B-like. NCBI's taxonomy places the organism in Eukaryota, Metazoa, Mollusca, Gastropoda, Architaenioglossa, Ampullariidae. The transcript is spliced from 2 exons. The coding region runs from base 196 to 1083 and encodes 295 amino acids. The record is from RefSeq and is a predicted model, not a curated record.